This is a messenger RNA of Cornus florida, 1692 nucleotides long. RefSeq lists its product as uncharacterized. Gene Ontology annotation, molecular function: protein binding. The record is from RefSeq and is a predicted model, not a curated record. The transcript is spliced from 5 exons. NCBI's taxonomy places the organism in Eukaryota, Viridiplantae, Streptophyta, Magnoliopsida, Cornales, Cornaceae. The coding region runs from base 130 to 1476 and encodes 448 amino acids.
CAAAAAAAAAAAAAAAAAAAAAAAACAAAAUAAACAAAAGGGUAAAGCAUUUUGGACUUCUAUCUUAUCCCUCUAGAUUCCAACAUGUUCAAGUGAAUUUUCUCCGAUCCUAACACAAUCCCUCGCCCCAUGGAAGCAAAAACUGUUAAUACAGUUGAUGAUCCAUCAUCAGCACGCUUCACAUGGAGGGUUGACAAAUUUUCCACGCUGAAAACACAGAAGCUAUACUCUGAAAGUUUCUAUGUUGGAGAACACAAAUGGCGGUUGCUUAUUUUUCCAAAGGGGAACAAUGUGGACCAUUUAUCGAUCUAUUUAGAUUCUGCAAGUUUAGUAACUUUGCCAUCUGGGUGGAGCAAAUUCGCGCAAUUCAGCUUAUCUGUGAUCAAUCAAAUUGAUAACAAGUCCACAAAGAAGCAAGCUUCCAGAGGUUAUCUUGUGAACGAUACAUGUGUUGUUGAAGCUGAUUUCCCUGGCUUCCGUUCAGUUGAACUUACGGUUGAGGCGGCAAAGACUGCCUCAGGCAGAGAUGAAACUCCUAAUUCUUCUUCUCAAGGGGAUAUUGAUGGGAGGAUUAGACAGAAUGAUUCUGAUACUGAUACAACCCUGCCUCAGACUGAUACCUUGGGCCCUCCUCCUGCCAGUAAAUCAGCAACUGAAGUGAUCCAGUCUUCGGUCCCACCAGCCACUCCAAUUGUUGAAAAGGAAUCAAUGGUUAAUUCCCCUCACGCCCAAGAUCCGGAAGUUGAGUUGCCAAGGAGUCUUCCAAUGGGUUCUCCUCUUGAGUCAUCUUCAUUUGAUGACAUGGAUGCCUAUACCUCCAAGUUGGUGUCUGUAGUAGAGACUGAUGCACAUUUUGACUCCACUACUGAAGGAUCGGUCGUCGCCUCCAUUCCUCAAUCAACUGUUGAUGAAGCCAAAAAAUUCUUUAUAAAGAUGUUAUCUCGGGACCUAUCAGAAAUUCCUGAUUUUGCCGCACACAUUACAGAAUCCAUCCGUGUCUUAUCAGAGUGUCAUGACCUCACUCCAGCCCAGCUUGCACAGCUGAAAUCCCUCAAGGUUGAGUUUCCAUCAGUUCUCAAAACUUUGACUUCCAACCAUUCUUUUAAGGAGGUCGAGGAAAAAAUAGCAGAAAAGCGAGGAACACAGAAGUGUUUGGUUGAGCAAGUCAAGAUUAAUGCUUUCGCGUUCCAAAUGCAGAGAGCUAUUCACAAAGACUUGAUCUCAGAGGAGGCAAAGCUUCAACAAGAGGUUGAGCGGCUGCAGGCUGAACUGGCUAAGAUUUCCGAGAAGAAGAAAAGUGCUGGGAAAGAGAUGAAGCAACUGCAUGGGAAGAUGGUUAAUCUAGAACAGUCUAGGUCCUCUGUUCUUGAGGAGAUCUCAACCCUUGAGACCGAGAAGACCGCGGAGAGCUCUCUGUCAUGGGUCCAGCAAAUGUGGACUGAGCUUAGAGACACAUUCAUGAUACCAAACAAUUAAUCUCUUUUUAUUUGCAAGAUGAAAAACUUUUGUUGGUCUACUGUUAUAUUUCUCUCUAAGGGCCGGUUACAUUCUACCUUAAAUUUCAUGUUUUUGGAUAUUUUUAACUUAUUUCUGGUCGGUUGGGGUCAAUAUUCUUAUACUUUUAGUCCUGCAAUUCUACUUUAAAUUGCACUUGUUUCUGGAUUAAUGAAUGUGAUUAUCCUUUUUACCUUA